CGCAACGUGGCGGAAAACUCGCGCGGUCACCUGACGACCCUCACCUCUGUCUGGCUGAGCCGGUGAUUCUGUGUAUUUCCCCCGCUGACGCCCCACUCGGCAGCGGACAUAGCCUUACCGCCCUUAUUCUAAGCAUAAAGCAGUGUGUGUAAAGAAAGCUUUGCAGCCCGGGACGUCCGUACGUGACGUCAUCAGUGCGCGCCGUCGCAGUGCAUGGAUCCUGGGAAACAGGGCUAUGGCGGAUAGAGAAACUGUCUGUGGGAGAAGCCUGAGCACUGGCUAGAGGAAGCCGGGGAGACUUUAGUAGUCACAGUGCCGUGUAGGCGGAAGUCGCAGGGCUUGGGGCGCUGGUUACACAGUGCGUCUUUUUGUGACAUAAAUAGGGGGCUGUCAGUGCACACAGACAUACUGCACCAUGUGAGACCACCCCGGGAAGGGGGACACAGCACACCAUGGCUACCGGCUGCAGGGCAGGGGCCUAUCCGGGCUGGAAGCUUCACAUCUCCCGGGAGCUGCGGAGGAGGGACCGGGAGCAGAGGCAGGCCUUUGAGGAGCUCAUCCUGCAGUCUUAUCUGAGUCUCCCCUCUUGGGCCACCAUUCUGAUACUUCCAGAAGGAGGUCUAUAUCUUCUUUUCCAGCCUCACAGGACUGUACAGAUACUCAAGCAGGAGGGAGCAGGGAAGUUCGUGUUCCAGUUGCAGCUCUUCAAUCUUUUGAUGCUCAUGAUGGAGAGGUCAAUGCAGUGCGGUUCAGCCCAGGCUCCCGCCUUUUGGCUACAGGUGGGAUGGACCGAAGGGUGAAGCUGUGGGAGGUGAUUGCAGAUAAGUGUGAGGCAAAGGCAUCAUUGACGGGAAGCAAUGCUGGCAUUACAAGCAUCGAGUUUGAUAGUGCUGGUUCCUAUCUUUUGGCUGCAUCUAAUGAUUUUGCCAGCAGGAUCUGGACCGUUGAUGACUAUCGUCUUCGGCAUACACUGACUGGGCACAGUGGAAAAGUUUUGUCAGCUAAAUUCUUAUUGGACAAUGCUCGAAUUGUGUCAGGAAGUCAUGAUCGUACACUGAAACUCUGGGAUUUACGGAACAAAGUGUGUAUCAAGACGGUAUUUGCUGGUUCCAGCUGCAAUGAUAUUGCCUGUACUGAACAGUGUGUGAUGAGUGGGCACUUCGACAAAAAGAUCCGUUUUUGGGAUAUAAGGACAGAGUGUAUAGUACGGGAGCUGGAGCUCCAAGGUAGGAUCACCGCUUUAGAUUUGAACCCCGACAGGACAGAACUGCUCAGUUGUUCCCGAGACGACAUGAUCAAGAUUAUAGAUCUACGUGCCAAUGCAGUGCGACAGACUUUUGGUGCUCAAGGUUUUAAGUGUGGAUCUGAUUGGACAAGAGCCAUUUUUAGCCCUGAUGGUAAAUAUGUGUCAGCCGGGUCAGCAGAGGGGUCACUAUAUUUUUGGAAUGUGAUGACCGGGAAAGUGGAAAAGAUUCUUAGCAGGCAACAUAGCUCCUCUAUAAAUGCUGUUGCCUGGUCUCCUUCUGGUGCCUACGUAGUUAGUGUGGACAAAGGAAGCAAAGGAGUAUUAUGGUCUGACUUUUGAGUGCUUUUUCACCCAAAGACAAAGCCUUCACUGCUCUUGGCUGUUUGGUGUGCGGGCAGCAGGGGACAGUUGCACAGAUUUGGACUUUACACUGAAAUAUUGUUGAAUAUGUAUAUAUAUAUAUAAUGGGCAGACCAUGAGAUUGUGCACUGAGCCCAGUAGGGGGCUCUCAUCGCUGUGAAAUGAAGGAAAUAAUAAGCGCUUUAAAGUGACAUAAUUGAGGACUCCUUCUGUGUAAAGAUUUAAAAAGACUGUUCAAUGAAAACCUGUAUAAUAUAUAUUAUAAUAUAUCUGGAAUUUUAACCCCUCUCCAUCCUUCAUUGAAAUCACCCUGUGGGCAAUGUUUAUGAAAGGUGCAAAAAAAGACGCAGCUCAUAUGACCCAGUCAGAUUCCAGCUUGGCAAAUAUUUAAUGGGACUGGUUUGUUUAGGAAGAUAUUCGACUUUCAGUUUAUUUCUGCAGAAGCUUUUUGUUUUUUUUGGAAAUAGUAACGUUGCCCUUAUAAAUCAGAUAAAUGUAGGCCGAACCUUCUCAUUUCAGAAGGGCUGGACAAGCAUCCAAUAUGUAUGGGGGCCUCACAACUCCCAACAGGCAUCAGAAAUGCUCACCUGGCCGAUAUCUAAAGUCUAUAGCGACAACUGUUACAGAAUUCAUAGGAGAUUCCUUUCACAUUGUGAAUGUCUUUGUUGCUCUUCUAUACUCAAAAUGUGGCAGGGGGUUUAAAUGGGUACUCUGGGGAACUAAACCCAUAGGCCAUCCUUUCCCUCUCACCAACCUAUUUAUUUGUCUAAAUAUCAUUCAUUUGUUAUAUAGAGCAGUUUCCCUGUUUCAGCUGUCACACACUUGCAGGGAGUAAGAGAAAGAUGUCAUUAUGAGAUCCACCUUGUCUUUGUGCAAAGCUCUCACUGAGACUAGCCCCCAUCCUCCUGGAAGACAAACAACAUGUGAUUUCUGUCUUGUCUAGGGGUCUGGCUUCACAGCCAUACCUCCCCUCCCUGUGUGAGGAUCUUGCAGGCAGAGAAGCCCAGCAUCUCCUGGGAAGAUUUUUAGUCACAAUGCUGCCCUAUGUCUGCUGUAGAUCCAGGGCUCAAGUCCUGCAGGAACGCAAGGGAACUGAGUUCCUGCACUUUUUCCACAGCAGGAACACCAUUCCCAUUAGCAGGAGUUCUGCAGGACCAGCCCUUGAGUGGAAAUCUUGGGUGAGUUCCUGCACUUUUUUCCCCAGGACUUGACUCCUGUGUAGAUCUAAUCACUGACAUUGCCAUUCAGAGCAUAGCAUGAUUUAUUUCUGAGGGAUUAAUAGUUUUAAAAGAGAAGACAUGUACAAUGUAUGCUGCUGACUGUGUUUACAACAACACAGCAUGCACACAGAUAGUAAGAGCAAUUAGCUGGCAGCCAUUACACAGCGCCGCACUGACUGCUGGAAGUUGUAGUCUGGCUGUAAACAGCAAGCAAGGAAAACAAAUAUUCAGGAGACAACAGGGGCCACAGGAGCUGGCAAUAUCACAAGGAUAACUACAGGGGACACAGAACAGGUAUUGUGGUGGCUUUUGGGCAUUUUUUAUUUUUCUUCCCCGGAGCACCCCUUUAAUUUGCACAUACUAUAAUGUGCUGUUUUUGAUAUUUUCUUUUAACACACUAUUGGAACAGGUUUGUGAUUUAUAGAUUUCCGUUUAGAUUUCAAGGGAAUCUGUCAACUGUAUCUUACUGUUAAAGGGGUAUUUCGUGAUUAACUAACUUUUAACUUUCCUGCCCAUUAUGAAGAAUAAUGCUAGUUCU
This is a messenger RNA of Hyla sarda, 3364 nucleotides long. RefSeq names its product autophagy related 16 like 1 (gene ATG16L1). Gene Ontology annotation, molecular function: protein binding. NCBI's taxonomy places the organism in Eukaryota, Metazoa, Chordata, Amphibia, Anura, Hylidae. Gene Ontology annotation, biological process: autophagosome assembly; negative stranded viral RNA replication. Gene Ontology annotation, cellular component: autophagosome membrane. The record is from RefSeq and is a predicted model, not a curated record.